Messenger RNA from Arxiozyma heterogenica, 393 nucleotides. RefSeq names its product Dcg1p (gene DCG1). NCBI's taxonomy places the organism in Eukaryota, Fungi, Ascomycota, Saccharomycetes, Saccharomycetales, Saccharomycetaceae. The record is from RefSeq and is a predicted model, not a curated record. The coding region runs from base 1 to 393 and encodes 130 amino acids. The transcript has a single exon.
AUGUAUGGAAACCAAUCGUUCUCCAUCAUAACUUCAAAUAAGGAGUGGGUACCAAUACUAAAGAAAUCGGUGGAAAAGAAUUUGUUGACAAAUUAUGUGCUAAAAAACAAUUUGUGGAAAGGUACUGUUACAACUAAUUUGCAAGAUUUAGAUUUACAUGAUUCUAAAAACUUUAACUUUAUAGCAAAGAAAAUUGAAAGAGAAAACCUGAAUAAAUUUAAAUCGAAAUUAGUAAUACUUGGUUGUGCUGGAUUUCAAGGAUUAAUAGAGUCACUUACUUCUAAAUUUAACAAUAAAGUUGAAUUUGUUGAUCCUAUUAUUAUUAAUGUAAGAUUAUUGGUUUUUAGUAAUGGUGUUUAUGCAAAAAUCGAAUGUUCUAGAAUAAAUAGAUAG